AUGAGGUUUGCAUGCAGCGUGGCGUCGGCGGCAGCGUCCCUAGCGAGCCUCUCAGCCUCUAGAUGGUGCCAGGCUCGACUUUGCGAGUCUACUGGGAACUGGGAGGAGGCUGCCGGAGAUUCCGCGGGCGUCAGCGUGUGCCACUAUUGCUGA
Molecule: messenger RNA, 153 nt
Organism: Alternaria arborescens
Lineage: Eukaryota; Fungi; Ascomycota; Dothideomycetes; Pleosporales; Pleosporaceae
Exons: 1
Coding region: 1-153 (50 amino acids)
Source: RefSeq, a predicted model, not a curated record